AUGGCCCCUCCUACUUCCCCUUCGAAGAACGAUAUCGCCGUCAUCGGCUACUCUCUCAAAGUGGCAGGCGCAGACGACCCGGAAGAGUUCUGGAACUUGCUUUGCUCUGCUCAGUCCCAACACCGGGAGGUGCCUCUCGACAGAAUCCCCUUUGAAUCCCACUGGCGCAAACUUGACCCCAACCGCCGGUGGUACGGCAACUUCCUCAACGACUCUGACGCUUUCGAUCACAAAUUCUUCAAGAAGAGCCCACGAGAGGUGGCCUCUCAGGAUCCGCAGCAGCGCCUGAUGAUGGAGGUCGCCUAUCAGGCGGUGCAACAAUCCGGAUACUUCAGUCUAGCGGACGUCGAUCAGCACGUGGGCUGCUAUCUGGGGGUUUGCAAUUCCGACUAUGAGACCAAUGUCGCCUGCCAUGAACCGAACGCUUUCACAACCACCGGGAACCUCCGGAGUUUUAUCGCUGGGAAGAUCAGCCACUACUUCGGCUGGACGGGCCCGUCCAUGACUCUUGAUUCCGGGUGUUCCACCGCGGCAGUCUCGGUGCAUAUGGCGUGUCAGGCCAUCCUGGCUGGCGAAUGUUCGGCCGCCUUAGCUGGCGGCGUAAAUGUUAUGACCAAUGGAUUAUGGUUCCAGAAUCUGGCUGGUGCCUCAUUUCUUAGUCGGACGGGCGCCUGUAAGCCCUUUGAUGCUAGGGCGGACGGCUAUUGUCGGGGUGAGGCUGCAGCGGUGGUGUUCCUUAAGAAGAUGUCUGACGCGAUUAGCGACGGAGACGUGAUUCUUGGGUGCAUCUCCGGAACAGCGGUAUACCAGAACUUGAAUUGCACGCCUAUCUUUGUGCCCAACUCUCCUUCGCUUUCGAGUCUCUUCGCGCACGUCACACAGAAAGCAGGGCUGGACCCGCAGCAGAUCUCCUUGGUGGAGGCCCACGGAACUGGCACCGCUGUCGGAGAUCCCGCAGAAUAUAGCAGUAUCUUGGAGGUGUUUGGCGGAUUGAAAAACCGCCAGACACCCAUGAGUAUUGGAUCUGUCAAGGGCCUGAUCGGACACACGGAGAGCGCCUCUGGUGCGGUCGCAUUAAUUAAGGUGCUUCUGAUGAUCCAGGAGCAGGUGAUCCCGCCCCAAGCAAGCUUUCAGACUCUGAGCCCUCACCUCAAGGCGUCGAGCUCUGACAUGCUGGAAAUUGCAACAUCUAUGAAGAACUGGGACGUGAAUCAUCGGGCUGCGCUGAUCAACAAUUACGGCGCUUCGGGCUCGAACGCCUCCUUGAUCGUCACUCAGCCCCGGCAGCAUGAUGGCGCUGGAUCCACCGCCAUCCAUGCUGAAGGUCUGAAGCACCCCUUCUGGCUGGCUGCUCUUGAUGACCGAAGUUUGCUGGAGUUUGUUACUAGGCUGAGGGGUUUGGUUCGGUCCAAGGCCGUCUCAGCAAGAAACGUCACCCUGGCCAAUCUGUCUUUCAAUGCUAGCCGCCAAUCCAAUCGCAAUCUUCCCACUAAUCUCAUUUUCAGCGCGAACUCGAUCUCUGACUUGGAUGACAAGUUGAUGGCAUACAUCAAUAAGAUCAACAACAGUGUAGCCCGCACCCCCAAGCAUACGCCGACUAGGCCGGUCAUUCUCUGCUUUGGUGGCCAAAUCUCGAGGUUCAUCGGACUGGACCGCGAUGUUUUCGAUGGUGUCCGCGUAUUGCGAGAUCACCUUGACCAUUGCAAUUCGAUUCUACAGGCUAUGGGGUAUCAUGGUCUGUAUCCCGAAAUUUUCCAGACCAUACCGGUGGAAGAUCCGGUCAAACUUCAAACCAUGCUGUUCGCCAUACAGUACUCCGUGGCUCGGACAUGGAUUGACUGUGGAGUCGAGGUUGCGGCCGUCGUGGGUCACAGCUUCGGUGAACUGACGGCGUUGUGCGUCUCUGGCGCAUUGAAGGUGGAGGACGCUCUUCGCAUCAUCGCAACACGAGCUCAGCUUCUGCAGGACCUGUGGGGGCAGGAGCGCGGAGCGAUGAUGGCAAUCGAGGGCGACCUGGAUCACGUGGAGCAGUUACUGGCCGAAGCCCACAAGCUUACCCCUUCAGAGAAUACUGCCACAAUUGCUUGCUAUAAUGGACCGCAGAGCUUCACCGUGGCAGGAUCAACCAAAGCCAUUGAUGCGGUUUCUGAAGCUAUCUCCAGCAGCCCAGACUCCUCGUCAAUGCGCACAAGGAGGUUGGAUGUUACUCAUGCUUUCCACUCGACGCUUGUUGAGCUGACUCUAAUGGACGGAUUGAAAAGGCUGGGGCAGACUGUCACCUUUUCACCAGCAUCGAUCCCUAUGGAAAGGGCCACUGAGACGGCUGGCGAAACGCUCAGUUCCUGUUUCUUCGCUCAGCACUUACGGAAUCCGGUUUAUUUUAACCAUGCUGUGCAGCGGUUAGCAAAGAAGUAUCCGUCUGCUAUCUUUCUCGAGGCUGGAUCGAAUUCAACUAUCACGGGUAUGGCUCGCCGGGCUCUUGGAGCGCCUGCCCAAAGCCAUUUCCAAGCGGUCAAAAUUACCAACGGCACCCAAAGCCUCGAUAACAUCACCGAUAUGACCACCGCCCUCUGGAAAGAGGGGCUGAACUUCACUUUUUGGCCGCAUCACAGAUCGCAGACUUACGAAUACGGGCCUAUCUUGAUGCCGGUAUAUCAGUUUGAACGGAGCAAACAUUGGUUGGAUGUCAAGGUGCCCAAAGAAGUUGUGUCCACCCCUACAACUGAGCCGAUCGGAGAAGACCCUGUUCCGGAAUGUCUGUACACAUUUGUUGGAUACCAAGAUCCUAAGCAGCGUGUAGCUCGAUUCCGCAUCAAUACCACAACCCAGGUGUUCAAGGAUCAUCUCAAGGGUCAUACCAUCGCACAGACCGCUCCAAUCUGUCCGAUGACCCUCGAAAUUGACAUGGCCAUUGAAGCUUUGAGAAGCUUGCAGCCGGGUCUCCGAGAGUCAAAAUACAUUCCUCGGAUCCAGUAUAUCCAGAGCAAAUCCCCGCUAUGCGAAGACCCUUCCAGGGCCGUCUGGCUAGACCUCGAAGAGAAUGAGAAGAGUACCGGAGGUCGCACAUGGGACUUUUGCCUGGCAAGCUCGGGUAGCGCCGGAUCCGCCACGACUGUGCAUGUUUUUGGGAAAAUCACAUUCAGUCUGACCGAGGAACCCGAGUUUCACGCGGAGUUCUCGCGAUACGGGCGUCUAGUCGGUAGCCAUGACCGUUGCAUGCGCAUUCUGAACUCAUCUGAUGCGGACGAUAUCAUCCAAGGACGAAACAUCUACCGAGCAUUUGCCGAAGUCGUCGAUUACGGUAUUGAGUACCAGGGCCUUCAGAAGCUGGUCGGAAAGGGCAACGAGUCUGCUGGUCGUGUGCUCAGAAAGCAUGCUGGAAAGAGCUGGCUCGAUAUGCAUUUAUCUGACUGCUUUGCUCAGGUCGGUGGUAUCUGGGUCAACUGCAUGACAGACCUCCCAUCCAGCGAUAUGUACAUCGCUAAUGGGCUCGAGCAUUGGGUUAGGUCUCCUAAGAUGGAAUCCAGAUAUGGUCAAGUUGAGACGUGGGAUGUUGUUGCUCAUCAUGAAUACAUUGAGGAGGAAAAGGCGUACAUGACAGAUGUCUUCGUUUUUGAUUCCGCCACGGGCGCUCUAGCAGAGAUCAUGCUCGGUAUCAAGUAUACCAGGGUGUCAAAACAGGCAAUGAGUCGGAUGCUGACCAGGUUGACUCCCAAUCUGAAAAUGCAGCCUGCUAUGCCGCCGAAGGUUGCUCUUCCAGAUGUGUCCGCCCAAGGUACAGUUAGUGCAGCAUCAAUGGGGCCAGCAAAUAUGGUCGGUUCCUUGAAGGAAGCCAACCUUGUGUCUCGGUCUCAGAAGUUGAAAGACUCAUCCUCGGGCAACGACGUUUCUCGAGGCGUGAGAGCCGUACUUGCCGAGCUAUCUGGUCUGGAUGCUCUCGACAUCGCAGACAGCACGCAGCUUUGCGACAUCGGCAUCGACUCGCUCAUGGGCAUGGAGAUGGGUCAGGAUCUCGAACAAAAGUUUCAGUGCUCAAUCCCCAUGUAUGACUUAGUGGAUCUCACAACUGUGGGCAGUCUGAUUGAUUACAUUCGUGGCACUACCACGCCUGCUUCGUCUGAUGAUGAUCAGUCAUCCUCAGCGGAGUCAGCCAGCGACGUGUAUUCCGACUCAGCCACUACAGUUUCCGGGGACUUGAAUGUCUCGAUAACCAGUGGGUUUAUGCCCUUUUUGGCAGAGUUCCUGGGGGUUGCAGAACAUGAUAUCCGAAAUGAUGUUCCACUCGGAGAACUUGGAGUCGAUUCACUUCUCUCCAUGGAGCUGUCAGCUGAUUUGGAGUGCAAAUUCGGGCUACACUUUCCACAUGGACAGGUUCUACAGGAGCUCACAGUAUCCGACGUUGAGAAAAAGAUAACCAAGUCACUGCCUACAAGUCCCGGUUUCUCUACCCCUAGUGAGCUUGCAAGCCCCGCUACUGUCCCGGAAACUGCCAAGUCAUACUUCACGGACAGGAACCUCCAGAUACCGUCUGAAGCUGUCAUGCAAGCUUUCAGUGAGAUUAAGUUUCUCACAGAUGAAUAUAUCUCUGACUUCGGAGGCGCGGCAUAUUUGGAGACAAUCAACCCUGCACAGGUUCAAAUGUGUGUUGCCUUGAUAGUUGAGGCCUUUGAGCAGCUCGGCUGCUGCCUGCGUACGGCCCGUCAGGGACAGGUCUUGCCACGCAUUGAGCAUCUUCCCAAGCAUCAUCGCUUGGUUGAGUACAUUUAUCAAGUUCUGCAGGAUGAUGGCCGAUUGGUCAAACUCGACGGAAACAUCGUUGUUCGAACGCAGAGGCCUGUUCCCCACGACUUGAGUGAGACCAUCCUGGAGAAACUGAUUCGACAGCAUCCUGGCCUUGAGAAAGCCCAUAAGCUAGUCUACUUUACCGGAAGACAUCUGGCCGAUGUGCUGACCGGACAGGCGGAUGGUCUUCGCCUGAUAUUCGGCAGCGAAGAGGGCCGGCAAUUAGUGUCUAGUCUUUACGGAGACUUUCUGUUCAACAGAUUACACUACAAAAUGAUGGAAGAUUUUCUGCGACGGUUGAUUGAGAGACUUCCUGCCCGUGAAGGCCCUCUAAAAAUAUUGGAGAUGGGCGCUGGCACAGGAGGCACUACCAAGCAGCUUGUGCCCGCCUUGGCCAGUUUGAACAUCGCUGUUGAGUAUACCUUCACCGACAUCUCGCCGCUGUUUCUCGCCAACGCUCGCAAGGAGUUCAAAGAGUACUCGUUUAUGAAGUUCCGAGUGCAUGACAUCGAGAAGGCUCCCGCGGAUGAUCUGCUGGGUAGUCAACACAUCAUCAUCGCGAGCAAUGCUGUUCAUGCGACUCGUAAUCUGACUGAAUCUACAAAGCAUAUACGGAAGGCUCUGCGGCCCGACGGUUUUCUGAUGAUGCUGGAGAUGACCCAGCCACUGGUGUGGAUUGAUAUGAUCUUCGGUCUUCUCGAGGGGUGGUGGCUGUUCGAUGAUGGUCGAUGCCAUGCUGUGGCCGACCCGUCACGAUGGGAGGCAGCUCUUCACGCAGCAGGCUAUGGCCAAGUCGAUUGGACGGAUGGAAACCGACCUGACGUUGGAAUCGAGCGCAUCAUCGUCGCAAUGGUCUCUCCAGGGUCAAGGUAUGAGCACCAUCACCGUUCCCUGCCGCAACCCCCAAGCCCACCCGCUGACCCCGACUUGGUGGCUCGACAGGCAGUAGUGGACGCCUACAUUCGACAAUACACGCAGGGAUUCACUGCUCCGGAAUCGCUGCCGGCACCCAGAACAUCACUCAAAGAUGCGUCCUCUGCAGCCAUAGUACUUUUGACUGGUGCGACCGGCAGUCUAGGCUGCCAGUUGGUUAGCCAUCUCGCCCACCGGCCUGACAUUGCUGGUGUGAUCUGCCUUAAUCGCCCCGGUCGCACCCGCAGCAAGACGCCAACCCAGCGUCAGCAUGAAGCCCUAUCUACGCGGGGGGUCACCAUGAGCACUUCCGCGCUUUUUAAGCUGCAGGUCUUCGAGACCGACACGUCGAAGCCCCUCCUCGGUCUGACUCAAGCCGAGUACACUCGCCUCAGCUCAACCACCACGCACAUCAUCCAUAACGCCUGGCCCAUGAGCGGCAAACGCCCUGUCGAAGGAUUCGAAUCUCAAUUCCGAGUGAUGCGCAAUUUACUCGACUUCGCCAGCCACGUAUAUACUGGCUCUCAGACUAAGUUCCAACUCAUCUCCUCGAUUGCCACAGUCGGCCACCACCCGCUCCACACCGGUAACCCCAACGUACCGGAAUCCCGACUUCCACUCGACUGCGUUCUCCCCAAUGGCUAUGGACUCGCCAAGUAUAUCUGCGAGCGCAUGCUCGACGAGACUCUCCACCGUUUCCCGCAUGUGUUCCGAGCCAUGUCUGUCCGAUUAGGACAAGUAGCAGGGUCGCGGGUAAGUGGAUACUGGAAUCCGCAGGAACACCUCCCGUUCCUCCUGAAGUCCUCGCAGACUCUUGGAUGUCUCCCUGAUUUCAAAGGCGCCGUCUCGUGGACUCCUGUGGAAGAUGUCGCAGCUACCUUGGGGGAUCUGCUUCUUCCCAGGCAAGGAACGGAGGCAGAAAGCAGGUACCCGGUCUACCACAUCGAGAACCCGGUCGGACAAUCGUGGCAAUCCAUGCUACCUCUGUUAGCUGAGGGCUUACAGUACUCCCCGGAAGGGGACGGCUCAGAGACCGAACAUAGAGUUAUCUCCCCUGUCCCUUUCGAGGAAUGGAUCGACCGUGUCCGGACCUUCUCUGGUCCCGUCGAGGAAAACCCUGCAUCUCUGAUGGUGGACUUCCUAGAAGAGCACUUCCAACGGAUGUCUUGCGGCGGAUUGAGAUUGGAGACUGUGCGGUGUCGUGAACACUCGGCCACGCUGGCGGGGGUGGGUGCUGUGGAUGCAGAGGUGGUGAGGGGGUAUUUUCGGGGAUGGAAGGCGAUGGGGUUUCUGAGGUCGUGA
Aspergillus homomorphus CBS 101889 is the source of this 6996-nucleotide messenger RNA. Its product is annotated as ketoacyl-synt-domain-containing protein. Gene Ontology annotation, biological process: fatty acid biosynthetic process. NCBI's taxonomy places the organism in Eukaryota, Fungi, Ascomycota, Eurotiomycetes, Eurotiales, Aspergillaceae. Gene Ontology annotation, molecular function: phosphopantetheine binding; 3-oxoacyl-[acyl-carrier-protein] synthase activity. The coding region runs from base 1 to 6996 and encodes 2331 amino acids. The transcript has a single exon. The record is from RefSeq and is a predicted model, not a curated record.